Molecule: messenger RNA, 1104 nt
Organism: Salmo salar (Atlantic salmon)
Lineage: Eukaryota; Metazoa; Chordata; Actinopteri; Salmoniformes; Salmonidae
Product: gap junction beta-2 protein
Biological process (GO): cell-cell signaling; gap junction-mediated intercellular transport
Cellular component (GO): connexin complex
Molecular function (GO): gap junction channel activity
Source: RefSeq, a predicted model, not a curated record
UCCAGGGUAGAGGUGUGUGUUCUGGGCCAGAGGAGCAGGAGAGAUGACCUGGGGGACCCUGUACGCCCAGCUGGCUGGUGUGAACCGCCACUCCACCAGCCUGGGGAAGGUGUGGCUGUCUGUCCUCUUCAUCUUCCGGGUCACCGUGCUGGUCCUGGCGGCCGAAAGCGUCUGGGGGGACGAACAGAGCGACUUUGUCUGCAACACCCUGCAGCCGGGCUGCGAGAACGUCUGCUACGACCACUUCUUCCCCGUGUCCCACAUCAGGCUCUGGUGUCUGCAGCUUGUCUUCGUCUCCACACCCGCUCUCCUCGUCGCCAUGUACGUGGCCUACCGUCAUCACGGCGACAAACGCCAGAUCCUGCAGCAGGGUUCAGUCGGGGGGCGUUGCCGCAGCGACAAGGCCCAGGUGGCCCAGGAGGCUGAGCUAGAGAGCCUGAGGAGGCGGAGGCUGCCAAUCGCCGGGCCGCUGUGGUGGACGUACGCCUGUAGUCUGGUCUUCCGCCUGCUGUUCGAGGGAGGCUUCAUGUAUGCUCUAUACGUGUUGUACGACGGCUUCCAGAUGCCCAGGCUGGUCCAGUGUGACCAGUGGCCCUGUCCCAAUGUGGUGGACUGCUUUGUCUCCCGCCCCACAGAAAAAACUGUCUUCACCGUUUUCAUGGCCGCCUCCUCCUGCGUCUGUAUGGCACUCAACAUGGCCGAACUGGCCUACCUGGUCGCCAAGGCUAUCGCUCGGUGCCCGUCAUCGCGGCGCAGAGGGGGGAAACAGAAAGAGAAGGGUUCAAACUGUUCCUCAACCUCUUCCAAAGACAAGACUCUGCAGCAGAACAAGAAGAAUGAGAAGUUGUUGUCGUCCUCUUCGUCAGGGUCCACCUGCAGCAAGGCGGUGUGAGGACGGGGGAGCUAUAGACAUAGCGUACAUAUGCACACACAGACGUGCAAAACAUAAGUAGCCUACACACACAAACACACCGAAUCAUAAAUAUGUGUAAACACUGUGUAGUCCACUCCAGACAUGCACAGAAGAUCUCCUUUCCCGCUUCAGUCACUGGAGUCACUACGCCAUCUAGUGGACAAUAUUCACACAUGGCCACUGACCCUUCA